AUAUAGUAUAGAUUCACAACUUGAACUACUGAUAAUCCAGAAUUUAAAAAUAAAAAUCCCAUUCCCAAUCAAAAUUCCUAUCCGAUAAGUUUUGGGUAUUCCCCAUUCCCAAAUUGUUUUAAUGUUGCUGUUGAUGACUUCCACGUGGCAUCUCUUAAUUUUUAAGAGAUCUUACAAACCCAUGAAAGUCUCUUGAUCCGAGUUCAUAACGGAUUAACUCUUUUAUCAAUCGAAUCCCUAAUAUACCGAGUUUUUGUCAAUCAAGGGUUUUGUUUUUUACAAUCGCUUCGCUUAUAAGUCUCCUUCUAUAUACUAAGGUCUUCCUAUACAAUUAUUUUUGUUGCCGGCUUUGGUUUGGCUAUUACCUAUCCGGCCACAGAGUCCAGAGUCAUCUUUCUUUUUAGUAUUUUUCCAUGGAUUCGGAGGAUGAUAUGUUCCCUGUGAUCGACGCCAAAUCUCUCAGCGAUGACUCCAACGGCAACAACAUCGGCGGCUGCGGUGACGACACCGACAAUUACGACACCGAUGACAACUCGGCCAGUUGCGAUCAGCAACCCUAUAAAGUCCUGAACGAAGACGAUAUACGCCAGCGUCAAGAUGAUGAUAUUGUAAGUAUUUCUCUUGUUCUUUCUGUAACAAGAACAGCUUCAUCCAUACUAUUGCGUCACUAUAACUGGAGUGUGAGUGCCGUGCACGAGGCAUGGUUUGCUGAUGAAGAUGGCGUCCGCGAAGCUGUUG
Messenger RNA from Ilex paraguariensis (yerba mate), 738 nucleotides. The record is from the annotation of a GenBank genome assembly. NCBI's taxonomy places the organism in Eukaryota, Viridiplantae, Streptophyta, Magnoliopsida, Aquifoliales, Aquifoliaceae.